Acanthosepion pharaonis is the source of this 2013-nucleotide messenger RNA. Lineage: Eukaryota; Metazoa; Mollusca; Cephalopoda; Sepiida; Sepiidae. The record is from the annotation of a GenBank genome assembly.
AUGGCGGGCGAGAGCCACGUUUUGAAAUACACUGUAUAUAAAUGGUCAAGUUACUCAUCAAAUUACGUCCCAGAAAAUAUAUACCAUGACCGUCCUCAAGAACAGUCUUCAAGAUGGUCCUCUGAUUCCAACAACUCCCCACAGGUGUUUGGAGGCCCCACAGAUGAUCAUAUGAUUGAACUGCUUGAAAGUGGGCUGAAAAAUGAUCACGUUCCUGAAACGUUUUAUCCUCUAAAUGAAAUAGAUGAUAACCAUUUUCCUGUAAGAUAUCUUAAAAUUGUCCCAUUGCAAGCCUGGGGACCCAGUUUUAAUUUUAGUAUUUGGUACAUAGAAAUCCGUGGCAUUGAUGACACAGCUGCUGUAAAACCAUGUCUCAACUGGUACAAUAUGGUAGGCUUUUCUAUCUAUUCUUUAUUCUUCAAUGAUACCCCUCUUUUGUUUUUUCAUUCAUUGUUAGCAUUCUUCAAACUGACUUCUUUUUCUCGUAACAAUACCACAUUUGACCACCGGCCUGGCAUGAGAGGUGGACAUCAAAUGUGUAUUGAUCCCCUCACAGAAACCAUGUACCUGUAUGGUGGUUGGGAUGGUAACCAGGAUCUGGCAGAUUUGUGGGCUUACCAUGUUCCAUCCCAAUCAUGGUCUUUGUCAUACCUUCUCGGUAAUGAUGGAGAGAUUUCCCUUUUUUUUUCUUUUUUUUUUCCCCUCUCUUCCCUCCCUCUCCCCCUUUCCCCUCUCCUCCCCCUCUGUAUCCCCUCCUCCCCCUCUGUAUCCCCCUCUCCCCCCCUGUAUCCCCCUCCCCCCUCUCUAUCCCUUUUCUCUCUCUAUCCCUUUUCUCUCUCUAUCCCUUUUCUCUCUCUAUCCCUUUUCUCUCUCUCUCUAUCCCUUUUCUCUCUCUCUCUAUCCCUUUUCUCUCUCUCUCUAUCCCUUUUCUCUCUCUCUCUAUCCCUUUUCUCCCUCUCCCUCUCUAUCCCUUUUCUCCCUCUCCCUCUCUAUCCCUUUUCUCCCUCUCCUCUCCCUCUCUAUCCCUUUUCUCCCUCUAUCCCCUCUCCUCCCUCUCUCUCAGGACUAGAGAGCCCAGCAGGUCCAAGUGCUCGUUCAUGUCAUAAAAUUUGCCUGGAUUAUGAACGUAAACAGAUUUUCAGUUUGGGACGAUACCUCGACUCCUCUUUACGGUCAGUGGAAAAUCUAAAGAGUGAUUUCUACAUGUAUGACAUUACAUCUGGUAAAUGGACCUUAAUCACAGAAGACACAGCGGCCAUGGGUGGGCCAAAGCUGGUAUUUGACCACCAAAUGGCCAUUGACAUUGAUGAACAGACCAUCUAUGUGUUUGGUGGACGAGUUCUCACAAGCUCCAGUGAAGGAGAGAGAAGUCAUGAGCCAACAUUCAGUGGUCUCUAUUCAUACCAUGUACCAACAAACACGUGGCGUAAACUCCGGGACGAUUGCAAUGAAGUACGAUCGAGAAUUGGUCAUUCGAUGCUCUUCCAUCCAAAAAAAAGAUUGCUGUAUAUAUUUGCUGGUCAAAGAUCCAAAGAAUAUUUGAAUGAUUUUUUCACUUAUGAUGUUGAAGCUCACCGAGUUGAAGUUCACUAUUUAUUUGGUGGCAAUCCUGGUAAAGACAAUCUUCCUAAGAUGAGACUUGAUGACUUCUGGGCUUUGAAGUUGUCUCGGCCAUCUCAGGAACAUCUACUACGUAGGUGUAUAUAUCUUAUACGGAAAUACAAGUUCCAGGAGAUUGCACAUGAUGAUCCGGUGAAGGCUGUGACCUACUUACAAACAGAAUUGGCUGACAUGGUGGAUCAUGCAGAUCCACAGGAAACGAAAGAGUUUCAGCUUCUAGCCUCAACUCUGUUCAAGGAUAAAUCAGAUGAUGAGGAGAUGAUAGAAACUGACAGUGAAGUGAGUGAACACUUUCAUAGCAGGACCCAACUUUUUGAUUUGCUGGUUAAUUAUUUCCCAGAGAACAUGACCCAACCAAAAGGGAAUUUGGUGGAUCUUAUAACAUUAAAAUGA